Molecule: messenger RNA, 756 nt
Organism: Eremomyces bilateralis CBS 781.70
Lineage: Eukaryota; Fungi; Ascomycota; Dothideomycetes; Eremomycetales; Eremomycetaceae
Product: carboxymethylenebutenolidase
Exons: 5
Coding region: 1-756 (251 amino acids)
Molecular function (GO): hydrolase activity
Source: RefSeq, a predicted model, not a curated record
AUGUCUCAGCACUCCGAAGCUUGCUGCACUAUCCCUCCGGUCGUGUCCAAGGACUACGUACCUAAGGGCAAAUACAUCACUGUGAAUGGCAUGCAAACAUAUGUGACCGGACCAGCGAACGCCAAACGUGCCCUCCUCUGUAUCUAUGACAUUUUCGGCUUUUUCCCUCAAACACUCCAGGGAGCCGACAUCCUGGCCCAUUCGGACAAAGACCGUCCCUAUCUGGUGUUCAUGCCGGAUUGGUUCGAGGGCAAACCGGCACACAUUUCCUGGUACCCACCGGACACCGACGACAAGAAAGAGAAGAUGGGUGCAUUCUUCUCUGGCCCUGCUGCACCGCCCAAGACGGUGAGCCGCGUCCCAAAGGUCCUGGAGGAAUUGAAAUCCAAGGGGCCGGGGGCAGGGAUCGAAACCUGGGGGAUCUACGGUUAUUGUUGGGGAGGAAAGAUUGUCAGUCUCUCUUCCCAGGCUGGCACCCCUUUUAAAGCUGGCGCAGCUUGCCACCCGGCAAUGGUGGACCCAGCAGAUGCCCCCAACAUCACCAUCCCAUUUGCCAUGCUGCCAAGUCAGGAUGAGGAUAAGAACGAUGUCGGGAAAUGGCAGGAAGGUUUGAAGGUAAAAGGAGAAGUGACCUGGUUCGACAACCAGAUUCACGGAUUCAUGGCUGCCCGUGGUGAUUUGGAAAAAGCGGAAGUCAAGACCGAUUACGAAAAGGCCUAUAAGCUCCUUCUUAACUUCUUCCAUCAGCACUUGUAA